AUAUGCUCCGUGUGUAAUUUGUGGGAUUUAUGAAUCAUUCUGGUGUAGUCUUGGGAAGUGUGUUUUUUCCUCUUCUUCUUUUUUCGUCUAAAUGGGUGAUCACGCAUUCGCUUUGCAGCCGCCUGGUCCCUCUAACAUCCUAUCCCUGUCGGAGUUGUCCCACUUCAUCAGAUACUACAGCAGCCCGGCAAGUCCGGUGCACGAUCCGCCACAUUACCACCAUAAUAAUAACUCCUCGUGUCUGUUUUCCCCUGUUGCAGCUCAGCAAACCAUGCAGGAUGAUUUACUGAUGGACAAAAACAAAGCCCAGCCUCACCAUCAGCAAGAUCCGACGCAAGUAGACCCUCCUCCCUCCACACCGACCCCGUCAUCGGAGCCCACUUCUUCUUCAUCCGAGUCGGAGAGCCCGUCGACCGGGAGCAACCAAGCGGCUUCAGCGCUGAACAGCAGCAGCAGUAAGGACAAAGUGCCGAUGGAGUCGCCGAUCCUGCCCGGGUUGAGCUUCCACCACCAGCCGCAGGAGACCGGCGGCCCCCUUUCCUCCCCUUCCUCCUCGUUUGGGAGCACUUGGUCCACGGGAACCACAAACGCCGUGGACGAUAGCUUUUUCCAGGGAAUACCCUCCGUGAACGGGACGAUGCUUUUCCAGAACUUCCCACACCACGUCAACCCGGUCUUCGGGGGUAAUUUCUCCCCGCAGAUCGGUCUGGCUCCACAGUCCCAGCAGCAUCAACAGCAGCAGCAGCAGCAGCAGCAGCAAGCCCAGCAGCAGCAGCAGCAGCAACAGCAGCAGCAGCAGCCCCAGCAGAGGAGAUCUCCUGUCAGCCCCAGCCAAGGCCCCUUCCCCCAGAGAAACGCUUAUCAAACCAUCAUGAAUAACAGCAAGGGGUCGUCGUCGUCUUCUUCUGCCUCGUCGUCCGCUUGGAAUAACCACCAAAACGCCGCGUGGAGCACAGCCUCCAACCCCUGGAGCGGGCUGCAGGCAGGCAGGGACCCGCGCAGAGCGGUGGGCGUCGGGGUAGGGGUCGGGGUUGGAGUCGGCGUCGGAGUCCCGUCACCCCUAAACCCGAUCUCCCCCAUGAAAAAGCCCUAUACCAGCAACGUUAUAGCACCCCCCAAAUUCCCGAGACCCGGUCCCCUCACACCCAAGCCCUGGAUGGAGGACAGCGCAUUCAGGACUGACAACAGCAACAACAUACUGCCUUUCCAGGACCGGAAUCGGCCCUUUGAUGCUUUUAGCUUGCACUCUUUGGAGAAUUCCUUAAUGGAUAUGAUAAGGACUGACCAUGACAAAGGUAAACCACACCCUGCCGGUGGCCCACCAAUGACUAUCGCUGAUAUUAUAUGGAGGAAUCAUUUUGCAGGACGUAUGGGCCUGAAUUUUCAUCAUCCUGGAGCAGACCACAUAAUGCCGUUGAACACCCGGAGCUAUGGCCGCAGAAGAGGUCGUUCCUGUCUCUUCCCCUUUGAAGACGGCUUCCUCGACGACGGCCACGGCGACCCCUCCUUGACUCCGGGCCUGAACUCACCGACCCGCUGUCAGAACGGAGAGAGGAUGGAGCGCUACUCCAGGAAGGUCUUCGUCGGAGGCCUCCCCCCUGACAUAGAUGAAGAUGAAAUUACCAACAGUUUUCGUCGCUACGGGCACCUGGUGGUGGACUGGCCCCACAAAGCUGAGAGCAAAUCCUACUUCCCACCUAAAGGCUACGCCUUCCUGCUGUUCCAGGAAGAGACCUCCGUUCAGGCCCUGAUCGACGCCUGCAUCGAGGAGGACGGCAAGCUUUACCUGUGUGUAUCCAGUCCCACCAUCAAAGACAAACCGGUCCAGAUCCGUCCCUGGAACCUGAGUGACAGUGACUUUGUCAUGGACGGCUCCCAGCCUCUGGACCCCCGCAAGACCAUCUUUGUUGGGGGGGUGCCGCGGCCCCUGCGUGCAGUGGAGCUGGCUAUGAUCAUGGACCGGCUGUACGGAGGUGUUUGCUACGCUGGCAUCGACACCGACCCGGAGCUCAAAUAUCCAAAGGGAGCCGGCCGCGUGGCCUUCUCCAAUCAGCAGAGCUACAUCGCUGCCAUCAGCGCUCGCUUCGUUCAGCUACAGCACAAUGACAUCGACAAAAGGGUGGAGGUGAAGCCGUACGUCCUGGAUGACCAGAUGUGCGAUGAGUGCCAGGGGGCACGCUGUGGGGGGAAGUUUGCCCCCUUCUUCUGUGCCAACGUCACCUGCCUGCAGUACUACUGCGAGUACUGCUGGGCCAGCAUCCACUCACGAGCCGGCCGAGAGUUUCACAAGCCACUGGUGAAGGAGGGGGGCGACCGCCCUCGACACGUGUCCUUCCGCUGGAGCUGAGGGGGGUCUGGAGUCGGCCCUGCCCCGGCGAACCCACACCCGGCCCCUGAAAGCCUCCUGCAGCCCGGGACAGCGCUGCGACCCCCACCCCCUCCUCCCACCGCCCCACCUGCUCCACCCUGUUCCCCACAAACACCUCAUGAAAAAAGCAAAAAGGAUCCCAUCAGAUAAACGAGACUUCCUUCAUCCCACGUGGCUCUGAACUCAUUGUCUAGUGCUCCCCUCUGAUGAAGCUUUGUGGGGAAACGAAAAGUCCAUCAGCUUAGAAUUUGCACUUUGGCACUAAAUCUCACUAAACACACACACACGGGACGGUUUGUCCGACACCUGGCUACUGUCAGUUCCCUGUUCUGUUGACUGGCUGGUGUGGUACGUCCUGCUGGACCCCCCCGCGCUGACACAGAGGUGGGAUCUUACAAAUAUUUAAAAAAAAGUAUAUAUUUUUUGUUUUGUACCUAUCUAUACAUAUAUAGAUAAUUUAAAUUUUAUGUAAAAGGAGCAUGCACUUAUUUUCAAAAGCUGUAGUUAUAUUGCCCCUAGUAAAAAAAAAAUAAUUUACCAAAGGCAAAUUAAAUUCAUGCAUACAGAAAAGCAAAAUAGGAGGCAUAAGAUGUAGCAAGAUUUACCAACUAUCCAGUAGUGCGGGCCCGUAUCGCCCACCGUAAAGAUAACACGGCUAUAUUCGCUCUCAAUUCUGACUCUGAAAAUAUUAAUACCUCAUAUGCGCAAUCAGAUUAGUUUGCUUUCGAUUUCUAGGUCUUUAUUUUUAUAAUAACAUUAUUUUUUAGUGUUAUGUAAAUGUAAUGCUGCAAUAGCUUUGCUGCUAAAUCCAUGGUAUAAACACAUACCAUACGUACUUUAUUCAGGCUAGGGUGUAAAAAUAAAUCGACGACAGAGAAGCGCCCGGUGUUUGACGAACGACGAGCCGUCGCAGGGGGACGGGGGGGCGCCCCGAGGUCCACGACGGCCAGCUCCGUGGGGGGUCGGGGUGGGUCGCCCCCUUAACUGCAUGUUUAUUUCAAUCAGGUUGCUGCAUGCAAUAGACUUUUCAAUAUCAUGUCUACUAUUGGAUUCUGCCCAUGUUUGCACAACACACUUAUAGACGUACGUUUGACUCGCACGAAACUGGACAGAAACAGGGAAGACUGGUCACACGGCUCCUCCUCGUCGCUGGGAGGGGGAAAAAAAAAAAGCAGAAAAAAGAAAAGAAACGUAAUAAUCACAAAUCAAAUUAAAUGUAGGAUUACCAUUUAAAACUGUCUAUGAUAGGUGAAGUACUUUUUUGCAGUGAUUGUUGAUAUAAUUGUGCAAUUUUUUAUACCGUAUGUAGUUAGGUCUGAGUAUGCCUAGAACUGUGAUUCGCUUUAACUGUCGUCAAUGUCCGACAUAGAAGUCCUGUGAAACUUCAUAACUAGUGUAUGCACACGUAUAUAUGUUUCUCUUGUACACACACACACACACACACUUGCACCAGUAUAUACACACACACAGAAGCCUCUCGACACACACACACAUGAACACACACUCGGACGGCUGUCUUUCUUACGCACACAAACAGGCCUACAAACAGCGAGUCUGAUCCGAGGAGAAGACGCAACAAUGUGAGCUUAAACUGAGAACUGAGGUCUUUUAUUAUUAUGAUUAUGAUUAUUAAUUAUUACUAUUAUUAUUAUUAUUUGUUCCACCGUUGACUAAAAACGCACGUUUACGUCCCAGAAUGCAACCAAAGAGCUCACGUGUUCGACUUUUAGCGGAGCGGCUAACAGGCGGAGGAGCUGACGGUACGGCGGCGGUGCGUCGCUUAGAGGAGGAAAGAGGGCAGUUUGGCGAAGAGGAAGUUUUUUUUUUUUGUUUUUUGUUUUUCGGGGGGGCUGUAAAAAAAAAAAAAAAAGAGACAUUGAAGCUACUGGAGACUUGAGGUUGAUAAACUGAGCCCUGCACAUGCUCUCACUAUAAGCGGGUGGGGAGGGUCGGGGAGGCGGGAACGACGACGCCAGAACGACGCGAGCUUGGGGUUACCACAUUUAUCCAGAUUUGUUUUUUUUUUUUCCUGCAAAGCUUGAAGUAAUGAACCUGCUAAAAGAAAACAAAAUGGUGGAAAUCUAUAUAUAUAUAUCUAUAUUUUUUGUUUUUAUCAAAAGAUUAUGGUGCGCAGUUUAAACAGGAGUGGGUGGGGUGGGGGUGGGUUGGGGUUAUGGAUGCAAUUCAUUAAGUAUUGGCUGCUGAGGACAGGGCGGCUCUGGUUCUGGAGGGUCGGGAUGGGUCGGCGGGGGGGCCAAGUUACACUGGUUAUAGCAGUUUUGCGCACGAUCCCAACCGGAUCCGGCAUCACUGCAAGUUAAUGUGUGUCGCCCCCUCCCCCACUUUUAUUUUUUUAAUUUUUAAUUUUUUUUUCCUUUCCGUGAGUUGUGAUUGUCCUGUGCUGGCGCCCCGCAGUCCCUCUCCUCUUUCUUGUUUUAGUCGUAAACUGUUUUUUUUUUUUUUUCCCCCCUUUUCCUUUGUUUUCUUGUCCGACAAAAGCUAAUUGAAACUAAGCAGAAGAUACUUUUUUACUGAUAAAAACAACAACAACAACAACAACAAAGGCUAACCAUGAGUAAUAAUAAGCAUCCCUAUGAAAGUGAAUUCUGGGUGUUUUUUGUGACAUUUCUUUCCCCACCCGGACAGGUUUUCUAUGUUUGUUCCUUCUCUAUGAUAGAUAUUUGUUAUGCACUACUCUUUGUAUCUGAACAGUUUUCAACAGUCAGCAGUUCUUUUUGUUAAAAGACGAAGAAAAAAAAAAAAAAGACAAAAAAAAAGACAACGAUAAAGCGUGCUUUCUGACUGACAAGAUCUUUUGCAAUACCUCAAUUUUGAAAUAUAUUAGGAGAGAAACAGAUAUUUUCUAAGUAAGUUUAUUCAGAUGAAAAAAAUAUAUAUUAAUUUAAUUCUUCAAGAGAAAUGAUUUAACAGAUGGUUGAUUUUUUUUUAAAUUUUUGUCAUGCUUUUUUUUUUGUUUUUUUGUUUUUUGUUUUUUGCUCUUAUUUUAAGAAUUUAUUUUUUUGGAAAAAGACAACAACUGAAGGAGCUUUAUAACUAAUAUAACCACGUAGUUAGCGAGUCUACUUUAUCGCAGUGGAAGCGAGGCGCGAGUGUCCCACUGGUCAAAUUGGUCGAAACAUCCGUGACGAGAAGAGCUCUUUAGGAAAAAAGAAAAAAAAAUCAGACAUCAGGUGCUCAGAGAGUUUAAACGAAAACCUAUUUCCCACCUUUUUGUAUAUUUAUAAUCAAUCAUUUACUAUGCUGACCAGAGUUGUGAAAGAGAUCUUCUGUUCGUUAUUUUUUUAAGAGAAGUUUUUUAUGUUUCCUAAAAGUAUGUGCUCCCUUUUGUUUUGUACAAAAAAAAAGAGAAAAAAAAGCAACUGAUUGGUUAGCCUGACGCCGUUGGGAGUGUAAAAAAUAAUAAAGCGAGAGUCACUGGACAGCUGGAGGUAGAAAGAAAAGAAUGUUAUUUUUAACACAAAACAGACACAAGUGUUUUCACCUGUAACUUGACCGAAAGCCCCCAAGGUGCAUCAAUUGACUGGUGGCCUUUCUAUUCACGCAAGACUUGAAUUAGUCCCAUUUUUUUAAAGGCUAAGAACCUUGAUUCUUUGUUGUAAUGUGCAAUACUGUUUGUACUGUUUGUAGAAAAGAAGAAAACAAGAAAAAAGAGGCAUAAAUCUUUAUUGCAGAAUUAUUUUCAUUGCAAGCAUUGUGAUUCACUAAAAAUCAUUUUCUACUGUGUAUUUACCUACUCUACCUGCUAGUACCUUCCAGUAGUAAUGUAGCCUUUGUACUGAGAAAUUUUCAUUAUUUUUUAGAAAGUUUUGCUAAAAAAGAAAAGAAUUUAAACAUAUUUACAUUUUUAUUUCUUUAUUUUUUUUUUCUUUUACAGACUUAUUUCUCAACCAUUAAUAGUUAUUUCUGGGGGAGACUUUCAUAUCUGGUCAAUGUCAUUAAUAUUAUUUUGUAUUUUUACUUGGAAUAAAUUAAUUUUAUGAUGCUAAUUCUUUAAAA
This is a messenger RNA of Stegastes partitus (bicolor damselfish), 6385 nucleotides long. RefSeq names its product cytoplasmic polyadenylation element binding protein 3 (gene cpeb3). The record is from RefSeq and is a predicted model, not a curated record. The transcript is spliced from 10 exons. Gene Ontology annotation, cellular component: cytoplasm; synapse; neuron projection. Bases 92 to 2347 code for a protein of 751 amino acids. Gene Ontology annotation, molecular function: mRNA regulatory element binding translation repressor activity; translation factor activity, RNA binding; ribosome binding. Lineage: Eukaryota; Metazoa; Chordata; Actinopteri; Pomacentridae. Gene Ontology annotation, biological process: negative regulation of cytoplasmic translation.